This is a messenger RNA of Lagenorhynchus albirostris (white-beaked dolphin), 1052 nucleotides long. RefSeq names its product MHC class I polypeptide-related sequence B-like. Gene Ontology annotation, cellular component: external side of plasma membrane. NCBI's taxonomy places the organism in Eukaryota, Metazoa, Chordata, Mammalia, Artiodactyla, Delphinidae. Gene Ontology annotation, molecular function: signaling receptor binding; peptide antigen binding. The record is from RefSeq and is a predicted model, not a curated record. Gene Ontology annotation, biological process: antigen processing and presentation of endogenous peptide antigen via MHC class Ib; antigen processing and presentation of endogenous peptide antigen via MHC class I via ER pathway, TAP-independent; positive regulation of T cell mediated cytotoxicity.
GCAGGUCAGGACAGCAGAACUUGUCUGGUAAACAUUUGAUGCGCACUUGUUUCCGGAAAGCUCUUUCAUCUGCGGUUCCCCCUUCCCCAGGAUCACACAGUCUUCAUUACAACCUCACGGCGCUGUCCCGGGAUGGAUCUGUGCAGUCCAGCUUUUUCGCUGGGGGACACUUGGAUGGCCAGGCCUUCCUGCACUAUGACCGUGAGACAGGCGUAGAACCCCGGGGGCUGUGGGCAGAAGAGCUGGGAGCUGAGACGUGGGACACAGAGUCCAAGGACUUGACAGAGACGUGGAAGGACCUCAGAGAGCUUCUAGCAGAAAUCCUGGCCCUGCAGGAGGAGAAAGGAGGUGUGAAUUCCCUCCAGGAGAUGGGCUGUGAAAUCCGAGAAGACAACCACGCCUGGGGCUUCAGGUUUCGCUACUAUGAUGGGGAGCUCCUCCUCUCCUGUCACCCAGAGACCCACGGAUGUACAGCGCCCCAGUCCUUGGCUCGGAACUUGGCCAUGGAAAUGGAGAAGUCCUGGGACACAGAUGGCUUUCAAAGCAAGUAUUACCAGGCCCCCGUGCAGGGAGAGCUUUGUGGAAGACUGCGGGGCUAUCUGGAAUCCUGGACAGGCUUCAGGGAGAGAACAGGGCCCCCAGCCGUGAACGUGACCCACAGCCAGGACUCAGAGGGCACAGUCAACCUCACAUGCUGGGCUUUUGGCUUCUUUCCCCAAAAUAUCUCUGUGGCCUGGUUUUGGGAUGAGGAACCCAUGAGCCAGGAGGCCCAGCGGUCUGGGGGUGCCCUGCCUGAUGGGAACGGGGCCUACCGGACCUGGGUGACCAAAAGUGUUUCCCAAGGAGAGGAGCAGCGGGUCCAGUGCCUGGAACACAGCGGGAAUCACAGUGCACACACUGUGCCCUCUGCUGAGCCUGGGGUGAUCCUGGAGGGGCUUGUGACCCUGGCUGGACAGGAGGAGCGGCUGGGAUGGGGCCUCACUGUCUUGGAUCCACGUGUUGAUGCUGAGGAGAGAGUCUGCUUGGGUUUUGAUUCCUACUUCCUGGCUUGA